Molecule: messenger RNA, 1844 nt
Organism: Neohortaea acidophila
Lineage: Eukaryota; Fungi; Ascomycota; Dothideomycetes; Mycosphaerellales; Teratosphaeriaceae
Exons: 1
Coding region: 308-1666 (452 amino acids)
Biological process (GO): transcription initiation at RNA polymerase II promoter; RNA polymerase II preinitiation complex assembly
Cellular component (GO): SLIK (SAGA-like) complex; transcription factor TFIID complex; SAGA complex
Molecular function (GO): RNA polymerase II general transcription initiation factor activity; protein heterodimerization activity; transcription coactivator activity
Source: RefSeq, a predicted model, not a curated record
CACAAGUGAAGUCGGCGCAAUUCACUGGAACGCGCAAACCUUCGGAGUGCCCCAUGGAAUCACUGAGUGAACAAUAGAGCCAGUCGAGCCCUUCCAACAGAACAUCCUUCACGAGCACACUGCUUGCCUCGAUGUCCACGAUUAGACUCUACGAACCACGACCACCGACCACCAGGACCUAUCGCGGACCUCACGCAACCCACCCUUCGAAGCACUCGACCAGCCCAAGUGAACUAAACAGCUGUUGAGCCCUCCAAAGCAGUAUCGCGACAACCGCGUCGGCGCGUCCGUCGGCCAGGCUGACAACAUGUCAGUCUGGAACUCCGAGAAUGUCAUCGACGUCGCCGAGUCGAUAGGGAUCACGCAGCUCAAUCGCGACGCCGUCGACCACCUCGCGCGAGAUGUCGAGUUCAGAAUCAGUCAGGUCCUGGAAGAAGCGCUGAAGUUCAUGCGACACGGCAAGAGAACGACACUCACAACACAAGACGUCUCACAAGCACUGCGAUUGCUGGAGGUGGAGCCGCUAUAUGGCUACGAGUCCACGAGACCACUGCGAUUCGGUGAAGCGUCUAUCGGCCCCGGUCAGCCGCUGUUCUACGUGGAAGAUGAAGAGAUGGAUUUCGAGAAGUUGAUCAAUGCGCCUCUACCCAAGGUCCCAAGAGAGAUGAGCUUCACGGCACACUGGCUAGCCGUGGAGGGUGUGCAGCCUAGCAUACCGCAGAACCCGACACAAGCCGACCAGCGCAACCAAGAGCUCGCAGCAAAAGGACCCGGCGCAAACCCACAUCUCGCAGCAGUGAGCGGCAACGACAACGUAUCGGUGAAGCCGCUCGUCAAGCAUGUACUCUCCAAAGAGUUGCAGCUCUACUUCGAGCGGAUAUGCGGCGCCAUACUGGACGAGACGAACGACGAGUACCGAUCGGCAGCAUUCGCAUCGCUCAAGACCGAUCCCGGUCUUCAUCAACUGGUGCCAUAUUUCAUCCAGUUUGUGGCGGACAAAGUCACCCACAGCCUCAAAAACAUGUUCGUCCUCACGCAAAGUAUGCUCGUCAUAGCUGCUCUGCUGGAAAAUGCAAGCUUAUACCUCGCGCCCUACGUCCCUUCAAUCAUCCCAUCAGUACUCACCUGCCUUGUGGGCAAACACCUCGGCUCUGCCAGCCAAGACGGCCCGACGACCCACUUCGCAUUACGCGACUACGCUGCCAGCCUACUCUCAAGCAUCACACGAAAAUACGGACCCAGUUCAUCAACACUGAAGCCACGUAUCGCGCGCUCAUGCUUGAAGAGCUUCCUCGACUCCCACAAGCCUUUUGGCACGCACUACGGAUCUAUCCUUGCCCUCACGAUGAUCGCCGGUCCAGAAGGCGUGCGAUCGCUCAUCGUACCUAACCUGUUGCCGUACGACGCACAUCUGCAGAGGGGACUCAAGGAUGAUGGGAAGCGCGAACAGGCGGAGUACGUGGUGAAUGCGAUCAUGAGAGCGCUAGAGACCGUGGAGAAAGAUGCGGCGGAGACGGGAGCCUUGCAGCAAAAUGGGUAUCCCGAGGGGGAGGUGUUGAAGGAACGGCUCGAAACGAUGCUGGGCGAGGUCAUUGGGACGAAGGUGUAUGAGAUUGGGAGGCAGAGUCUGACCAAGGCCUUGCUGGAGACGGCAGCUGAUAUUUGAGGUGGGAUUUGAUUGCGUGAGGUUCGAUAACGAUAUAUGGCUUCCACGGGACGGGCGGUUGGCCCAGUAUGGGAUACCCUUGGAGUAGGGCAAUGAGCAUGAUCAUAAAUCAAAGCCAGUGUCCAUAAACCAUUAUUUCAUAGGGUUCUCUACACCGUUUGUCUCAAUGAAAGAGCAC